Messenger RNA from Hevea brasiliensis (rubber tree), 1747 nucleotides. RefSeq names its product spermidine synthase 2. Gene Ontology annotation, molecular function: spermidine synthase activity. The record is from RefSeq and is a predicted model, not a curated record. The coding region runs from base 453 to 1478 and encodes 341 amino acids. The transcript is spliced from 9 exons. NCBI's taxonomy places the organism in Eukaryota, Viridiplantae, Streptophyta, Magnoliopsida, Malpighiales, Euphorbiaceae. Gene Ontology annotation, biological process: spermidine biosynthetic process. Gene Ontology annotation, cellular component: cytosol.
AGAAAAAAAAAUCUCUUAUCCCAAAGUUGCCAACCCUAAUUGAGAACCCUAUCAUUCUACCUCCGAACUUUUUUUUUUUUUUUUCCUCUCUCUCUCUCUCUCUCUCUCUAAACACAGCCACUGUCCUAGCAAACAAUAAACUCCUUCUCUCCUCUUGAGCUGCAGUUAGAGCUAGGGAUAUUAGAUAUUUAUUCUUCUUCUUCCUCUAUAUCUCUCUGUGGGGAAAAAGAACAAACACAGAAAAAGCAGAAGACGCAACCACGAAAGACGCGUCUUUACCGAGCAGAUUCUUUCUGCGUCAUACUAUUAUUAUCAUCUCUCAUUCUUUCCUCUAUAUAAAGCGACACCCAACUCUGAUUGUGUGGCCUCCCUUCGCUUAAUCCUCUUUAGGUUUUUAGGGGGUUUUGGCCUUUUUGGUUCUCUUUAGUGGCGGUUACAAAAACAGAGUCUUUAUGGCUGAAGAUGGUCUUGCUGUGUCCAAUGAUUUGCCUGUCAAGAGACCUAGAGAAGAUGAAGAGAAUGGGGUCUCUGCUAACACUGUCGCUAUGGAGAUGGAGGGUAACACCGACAAAAACAGUAAUAAUAAUGAUUAUAAAUCCUCUGUUAUACCUGGCUGGUUUUCUGAGAUUAGCCCAAUGUGGCCUGGAGAGGCACACUCCUUAAAAAUGGAAAAGAUCUUAUUUCAAGGGAAGUCUGACUACCAGAAUGUCAUGGUCUUUCAGUCAUCAACAUAUGGAAAGGUUCUUGUUUUGGAUGGAGUGAUUCAACUCACAGAGAGGGAUGAAUGUGCAUAUCAAGAAAUGAUUACCCACCUCCCACUCUGCUCAAUUCCAAACCCAAAGAAGGUUUUGGUUAUUGGUGGAGGAGAUGGUGGGGUCCUGCGGGAAGUGGCUCGGCAUUCAUCUGUUGAACAGAUUGACAUAUGUGAAAUAGAUAAGAUGGUUGUUGAUGUUUCUAAAGAAUUUUUCCCUGAUAUAGCAGUUGGGUAUGAGGAUGCUCGUGUAACACUCCAUGUCGGUGAUGGAGUCGCGUUUUUAAAGGAUGUUCCUGCAGAAACAUAUGAUGCAAUUAUAGUAGAUUCUUCUGACCCAAUCGGUCCUGCACAAGAGCUUUUUAAGAAGCCCUUUUUUGAGUCCGUAGCAAAGGCUCUUCGUCCAGGAGGAGUUGUGUGUACUCAGGCAGAAAGUAUAUGGCUUCAUAUGCACAUCAUUGAGGGUAUUGUAGAGAACUGCCGUCAAGUCUUCAAAGGCUCUGUCAACUAUGCCUGGACUACUGUUCCGACUUAUCCUAGCGGGGUGAUAGGUUUCAUGCUUUGCUCUACUGAGGGACCUUCAGUUGACUUCAAGCAUCCAGUGAAUCCCAUAGAUGUUAAUGACGGCAAAUCAAUGGGACCUUUGAAAUUUUACAAUUCAGAGAUUCAUACAGCUGCCUUUUGCUUGCCAUCUUUUGCAAAGAAGGUGAUUGAUUCAAAAGCCUAAUGAAGGAAUUUCGGAGAACACUGAAGGGAGCAGGAGUAAAAGUUUGUUGUAGAGUGACCAGUCUUCAUCCUCACUAAAAUAGUCCAUCUGGCAAUGAGCCAUGGAAUAAGUUGGGGUUUCAAGUUAUUUGCUGAGUUUGUUUUAGCAGGAAGCCUCGUACUUUUAAUGUUGGAGUUUAAAAGAUCAUUCUAUUUUUCCAUUCCAUAAUUAGUAUUGAAAGUAUGCAAAUUUUUUUAAAAGCAAUUCAAAGACCUUAAAAAAUUUUCUUA